Messenger RNA from Vigna umbellata (rice bean), 1349 nucleotides. Lineage: Eukaryota; Viridiplantae; Streptophyta; Magnoliopsida; Fabales; Fabaceae. The record is from RefSeq and is a predicted model, not a curated record.
CAUAGAAAUCUCUGCACUGAUCAAUUAAUGGUAAGUUAAUUAAAUGACUGGCUGAGGAAUCAUAGAAAUCUCUGCACCGAUCAAUUAAUGAUAAGUUAAUUAAAUGACCGGUUGAGAGAGAGUUUUUGAGAACUUGCCUGUCAUCAUUUGCAUGUUUAAUAAAUUAUUUCAUGUUUCUUGAAGUAACAGUUUGCAAUUUGUCUUAGAAACGUGAUAUUUAUUGUUUAAAAUUGUCAAUUUGUCAGGCUCUUGCAAAGACAUUAACAGUAGCUCAGCUAGCUUAUCUCAAAGAUCAAUUUACUCUGUUAGGACCAAACAAGAGUGGAUUAAUCUCUAUGCAGAACUUUAAGACGGCUGUUCUGAGGAGCUCCACAGAUGCUUCAAAGGAUUCAAGGGUCUUAGAUUACGUGAAUAUGGUUAGUUCUAUCCAAUAUAGGAAACUAGAUUUUGAGGAAUUUUGUGCUGCCGCUAUAAGUAUGCACCAACUAGAGGGAAUGGAGAGCUGGGAGCAGCAUGCAAGGCGAGCCUAUGAGCUUUUUGAAAAGGAAGGAAAUAGACCAAUUAUGAUUGAGGAACUUGCUUCGGAACUUGGGCUUAGUCCAUCAGUACCUGUUCAUGUAGUACUUCAAGAUUGGAUAAGGCACUCAGAUGGGAAGCUUAGUUUCUUGGGGUUUGUCAGGCUUCUGCAUGGGGUUUCUUCCCGUGCAUUUCAGAAGGCUUGAACGAAUAGUUGCUAUUAUUUUUUCUUGCCCGUUACCUUUAAAUAUUUUGAUAGGAUAAUGCUUUAGCUACCCUCCAUCAGCAGACCUCAAUGAUGGCUUCUGCAAGUUGAAGGCAGUGGCUGAUAGGAAUUUGUUGCUGAUGAAGCUGUAUGCAACAUCUUCAUGUAUCAAUCCCACUUUUCCAAAAUUUACCAACACAACCUUCUCCCCACCUUGUUCUCACUCACUUUAGGUUGGUGGUUCUGAAGUUAGAGGCUUGUACAGAUGAAAACUAGACCACAAAUUGUACCUAGAACCAUCAGAACCUCUGAAAAAUGAUGAUUAUUCUCUUCGCAUGUUACCCAUGGCACCUUUCAAUAAACCUUCUUAUCACGUGAACUCCUUGAUAGUUGACAGUUUUUUUAGCUUUUUUGUUGUUGUAUUUACAUGUUAUUAUUCAAGGCCACAAGUGAUGGUACCUUUUAUAUACAAUAGCUUUAUGGAGUUUUCAAUCUAUAACUUAUUCCAAACUAUGCACACACAAAGUUCUUUUGCUCUGACAUGGGUGGCUUUUGGUUAAUCAGCUAUGCACACUAUCUUUAGAUGAUUCCAAGCUUCUAACGAUAUCAGUGUAAAGUUUUGCACUCA